AAAAAGAAAAAUCAAAAAGUAAUUUUGGGCGUCCUCCUUUCCCAGCAUUCGCUUUCCCUUUCACAGUAGAAAAAUCAAACCCUUCAUACAUAGAGAUUUAUAGAGAGACCCAGAAAAAGGGGGAUACCCACUUUCUCAAUGGACGCUGCAGCAGUUGAUAGGAUCAUUGAGAAGCUAAUAGAAGUCCGAUCAUCGAAGCCUGGCAAAUUGGUGCAGCUGUCCGAGUCUGAAAUCAAGCAACUGUGUGUUGCCUCUCGUGAUAUCUUCCUCAAACAACCCAAUCUCCUUGAACUUGAAGCACCCAUCAAAAUUUGCGGUGACAUUCAUGGGCAGUACAGUGACCUGUUGAGGCUUUUCGAAUAUGGUGGUUUUCCUCCGAAGGCUAACUACUUAUUUUUAGGUGAUUAUGUAGAUCGUGGCAGGCAGAGCUUGGAAACAAUAUGCCUCUUGCUUGCCUACAAGAUUAAGUAUCCUGAGAACUUUUUUCUGCUUAGAGGAAACCAUGAAUGUGCUUCAAUAAAUAGGAUAUAUGGGUUCUAUGACGAAUGUAAGCGCCGGUUCAACGUGAAACUGUGGAAAUCCUUUACAGACUGUUUCAAUUGUCUUCCUGUGGCAGCACUUAUUGAUGAGAAGAUACUAUGCAUGCAUGGGGGUCUCUCGCCUGAUCUUUCUAGCUUGGAUCAGAUAAGAAACUUACCACGUCCAACUUCCAUCCCCGAUACCGGUUUGCUUUGUGAUUUACUUUGGUCAGAUCCUGGUAAAGAUGUGAAGGGGUGGGGGAUGAACGAUAGAGGAGUUUCAUACACCUUUGGCCCUGAUAAAGUUUCUGAGUUUUUGUCAAAGCAUGACUUGGACCUUGUCUGUCGUGCCCAUCAGGUCGUGGAAGAUGGUUAUGAAUUCUUUGCCGAGAGGCAGCUUGUCACCAUUUUUUCAGCGCCCAACUACUGUGGAGAGUUUGACAAUGCCGGUGCUAUGAUGAGUGUUGAUGAAAACUUGUUGUGCUCUUUCCAAAUUCUUAAGCCAGCUGAGAAGAAAAAUAAGUUUGUGAUGUGAUCAAAGAUGCUUCCUACUUUUACAGAGGUAACUCUCUUCUCUGUCCUUGUCAUAAUGGCUGC
Molecule: messenger RNA, 1115 nt
Organism: Nicotiana tabacum (common tobacco)
Lineage: Eukaryota; Viridiplantae; Streptophyta; Magnoliopsida; Solanales; Solanaceae
Source: RefSeq, a predicted model, not a curated record